Molecule: messenger RNA, 3046 nt
Organism: Phodopus roborovskii (desert hamster)
Lineage: Eukaryota; Metazoa; Chordata; Mammalia; Rodentia; Cricetidae
Gene: Pim1
Product: Pim-1 proto-oncogene, serine/threonine kinase
Exons: 7
Coding region: 1-1743 (580 amino acids)
Biological process (GO): protein autophosphorylation
Cellular component (GO): cytoplasm
Molecular function (GO): protein serine/threonine kinase activity; ATP binding
Source: RefSeq, a predicted model, not a curated record
AUGGCUUUGUUAUUGUUUGGGUUUGAAUCGAUACGCCCCUCCCCAUCCUUCCUCCCCGGCCGCGCGCGCCACCCAGCUCCCGCCUCCCCGCACGCCCAGCGCCCCUCCCCCUCCGUUUUGGCGCCUUUUCCUUCCCGCCACGUCGUGGCGGCGUUAGAGACCAUUCUGACCGCGAGGCGCGGGGCGGGGCGGGGGCGGGGCCCGCCUCGCUAUGCAGAUCAGCUCGCUUCUGGUUGGCUAAAGCCGCGCCCGCGGGGUGGGGCCGGGGAAAGGGGCGACGCCGCGAGGGGGCGGAGCGGAGGGGAGCGGCCCUCUUUCCGCCGCCUCCCCGCCCCCUCUCCGCCCUCCGCCACCGCGCCAGCCCGGCUCCCCGCCUCGGCCUCCCGGAGAGGCCCCGCCCCGUCCCCGCCCGCCGCGCGCGCCCUCCCCAGCGGCGCGCUCCGCCCCUUUACUCCUGGCGGCGGGGCGAGCCGGGCGUCUGCAGCAGCGGCCGCGGUGGCGGAGGAGCAGCAGCGGCCACAGCAGCAGUCGCAGACGGCAGCAGCCCUGGGUCCCGCGGCGCCACUCGCCCCGCCGCUUCCCGCACUGCCUGACCCGGCCGGCGAGCCUGCCCGCCUCCAGCCCCGCCAGCGCCCUCAGUCGUCCUCUGACUCGCCCUCGGCCUUGCGCGCCAGCCGCAGCCCGAGCCGCAACGCCACCCGCAGUCUGAGCCCCGGCCGCCGGCGCAGCCCCAGCUCGCUCCGUCGCCGCUGCUGUUCGUCCCAGCACCGGCCCCGCACCACCGGCACCCUGGAGGUGGGGAUGCUCCUGUCCAAGAUCAACUCCCUGGCCCACCUGCGCGCCGCGCCCUGCAACGACCUGCACGCUACCAAGCUGGCGCCGGGCAAAGAGAAGGAGCCCUUGGAGUCGCAGUACCAGGUGGGCCCGCUGUUGGGCAGCGGUGGCUUCGGCUCGGUCUACUCUGGCAUCCGUGUCGCCGACAACUUGCCGGUGGCCAUCAAGCACGUGGAGAAGGACCGGAUUUCCGACUGGGGAGAACUGCCCAAUGGAACCCGAGUGCCCAUGGAAGUGGUCUUGCUGAAGAAGGUGAGCUCGGGCUUCUCGGGCGUCAUUAGACUUCUGGACUGGUUCGAGAGGCCCGACAGUUUCGUGUUGAUUCUGGAGAGGCCCGAGCCGGUGCAAGACCUCUUCGACUUCAUCACCGAACGGGGAGCCCUACAGGAGGAGCUGGCUCGAAGCUUCUUCUGGCAGGUGCUGGAGGCUGUGCGGCAUUGCCACAGCUGCGGGGUUCUUCACCGCGACAUCAAGGACGAGAACAUCCUGAUCGACCUCAACCGCGGCGAGCUCAAACUCAUCGACUUCGGGUCGGGGGCGCUACUCAAGGACACAGUCUACACGGACUUCGAUGGAACCAGGGUGUACAGUCCUCCAGAGUGGAUUCGCUACCAUCGAUACCAUGGCAGGUCGGCAGCAGUCUGGUCCCUGGGGAUCCUGCUGUAUGAUAUGGUCUGUGGAGAUAUUCCAUUUGAGCAUGAUGAAGAGAUCAUCAAGGGUCAAGUGUUCUUCAGGCAAAGGGUUUCUUCAGAAUGCCAGCAUCUCAUUAGAUGGUGUCUGGCCCUGAGACCAUCAGAUCGGCCAUCUUUCGAAGAAAUCCAGAACCAUCCAUGGAUGCAAGAUGUUCUCCUACCCCAGGCAACGGCUGAGAUUCAUCUGCGUAGCCUAUCACCGGCACCCAGCAAGUAGCAGCCUUUCUUUCUGCCAGUCUCUCCAGCUAGGGAGAGCUGUCUCCAGCUUCCAGCAGGACCUUCCUUCAUGCAGGAACAGCAGUGACAACUCAUUCCAGACUCCAGGUUCCUGGAGCAGCCUCCCACAGGGGAGAGAGACUCUGCUUUCCCAGGCCCCUGUGUCCUGCCCCGCCUCCUCCCCCAGAUGCUUUCAGUGUCUAGUUUUGCUGGGCUCCCCAGAAUCCUGGGGUGGGAGUGGGCCAGAACCCUGCCAUGGAACUUUAUAGUCGCCACAGAGACUUCAGGUCACCAAGAUGGGCUAGGGUAGGGGGACAAACAUGUUGGGGGUGGGAUUAAAAAAAAAAAAAAAACUAGUACCAUAUUUAAGUCCCUGUCACCUCUUCCAAACUCCUGAGUGCCUUCUGUGGGGACUCCGGCGGCCGUGCUGGGAGAAAUACUUGAACUUGCCUCUUACCUGCUGCUUCUCAAAGUCUGCCUGGGUUUGGUUCCCUACUCUUUGCCCUGUUCCCAUCCCCCCACUAACCGUGAAAGGUGCCAUCUGAAAGGUGCCAUCGGAAGAGGCUACAGGGCCAACUGCUGAGCCACCUGCCCUUUUUCCACCUCCUUUAGUAAAACUGGUCUUCCUUUUUGGUUUCUACUUAACUGUUUCAAAGCCAAGACCUCACACAGAAUGCACAACCAAUGCAACAACCAGACAAGCUGUAAAUGUGUACAGUCGGCAUGGUAGCCUGCAAAAAGGAUUGUAGUGGAUACAAUUUAAAGAAAAAAAAUGCCUUUAAGUUAUAUUUUAUGUGUUGGGGUGUUUUUUUGUUUUUGAAAGGUGGCACGUUAUAGCCUGGAAGUCAAUGUUAAUGUAUUUAUUUAUUUAUUUAUUUGGUUGCUUUCCUGUUCCAAGCUUCCACUGGCUGUUGCUGUAGGAUUUUAUUGUCAUGUUCUUUUUUUUUUUUUUUUUUUUUUUUUUUUUUUUUUUCCCAUCCUAACUUUGGGACCUUUUGGGGAGGGCUGCUAUGCUUGCUGAGGUGAAGGGACUCUGGGACAGCUGCUGUGCUACCUUCUGUGGGGGCCCCUUGCCUGCUUACUAGAGUGGGUUUGGGCUGUCUGGGAAGGGGCGUUGCUGACUGUACAUAAGACAGGCAGUUCCAGCAUGGUGUGCCUUCGGAUCCUCUUGGGGUGCUGAGCUUGGUUUGAGCAGCAUGUAGCCUGCUGGUUUUAUCUGAGUGAAAUACUGUACAGGGGAAUAAGAGAUCUUAUUUUUUUUUUUUUAUACUUGGCAUUUUUUGAAUAAAAACCUUUUGUCUUAA